CAUUGGAAUAUACCAAAAUCAAUUAAUUGUAGUUAUAAAGCUCUUGAAUCCAAACUUCCUCUUUGGGGGGUUUUUUUCAAAAGAUUUAAAAAAUGAGUUCUUGUGUUUUUGUCACACCAAAGUCUCUCACAUUCAUUGGAGAAUGCAAAGGGAAUGUUUUUCCAAAAAGAUUCAAAACUAUAAGGAAUGGAGGAGGGAUAAUUGCAGCACCCAGAAGCAGUGAAACGUUAAAGUUACAAACUUUAUCAAAACAAGGAAUUCCUUUGGAUCAUUUGAAGGUUGAAGAGAUUGUGGAGAGGCAAUCUGAAGGCAACCAUUUUUUAAGAGAAGAAUGGUGUAAGAAGAAGAUGAAAUUUCAGCCUUCAUUUCUUGAAGAAGCUUAUGAGAGUUGCAGGAAAAUCUGUGCAGAAUAUGCUAAGACUUUCUAUUUGGGAACUUUGCUGAUGACAAAGGAACGACAGAGAGCAAUUUGGGCAAUAUAUGUUUGGUGUAGGAGAACAGAUGAACUUGUGGAUGGCCCCAAUGCUGUGUAUAUGAAUCCAAAAGUUCUUGAUCGAUGGGAAGAACGAUUGGAGGACAUUUUUGAAGGCCGCCCCUAUGACUUAUUGGAUGCUGCUUUAAGUCACACAGUGUCCAAAUUUCCCAUAGACAUGAAGCCUUUCAGGGACAUGAUUGAAGGCAUGAGAAUGGACACUAAAAAGUGUCGAUAUGAGAAUUUUGAAGAGCUAUACUUGUAUUGUUAUUAUGUGGCUGGAACUGUGGGACUAAUGAGUGUCCCUGUUAUGGGAAUUGCACCUGAUUCUUCACUUUCUACUCAUACGAUUUACAGUGCUGCUCUCCAUUUGGGAAUUGGGAAUCAACUUACCAAUAUUCUAAGAGAUGUGGGAGAGGAUGCAACGAGAGGCAGGGUAUAUCUUCCACAAGACGAGCUUGCACAGUUUGGGUUAUGCGACGCCGAUAUAUUGAGAAUGAGAGUGAGUGACAAGUGGAGAGAAUUCAUGAAAGAACAGAUAAAAAGGGCAAGGUUCUAUUUCAAACUAGCAGAAGAGGGAGCUUCUCAGCUUGACAAGGCCAGCCGUUGGCCAGUUUGGUCAUCAUUGAUGUUGUACAGAAAAAUAUUGGAAGCAAUUGAGGAAAAUGAUUACAACAAUUUCACAAAGCGAGCAUACGUAGGGAGGUCCAAGAAACUUCUUGCACUGCCUCUUGCUUACACCAAAUCUAUUUCACCUCCCACUCUAGUCUUCAAUUGACUACACAAACCAACAACUUAAGAUUGUGUUGCCAUUAGAAACGAUUCGGUUGACAAAAUGAAAGACAAUCCAAAGAUAUUGUAAAACAUAUUUUCAAAUGGUUUAUUAUGAGGAAAUAUAUUGCUAAAGAUAUCUUCAAA
Cucumis melo (muskmelon) is the source of this 1390-nucleotide messenger RNA. Its product is annotated as phytoene synthase 2, chloroplastic. Gene Ontology annotation, molecular function: geranylgeranyl diphosphate synthase activity. NCBI's taxonomy places the organism in Eukaryota, Viridiplantae, Streptophyta, Magnoliopsida, Cucurbitales, Cucurbitaceae. Gene Ontology annotation, biological process: carotenoid biosynthetic process. Bases 93 to 1250 code for a protein of 385 amino acids. The transcript is spliced from 4 exons. The record is from RefSeq and is a predicted model, not a curated record.